Messenger RNA from Procambarus clarkii (red swamp crayfish), 11460 nucleotides. RefSeq names its product filamin-type immunoglobulin domains fbug. Gene Ontology annotation, biological process: actin cytoskeleton organization. NCBI's taxonomy places the organism in Eukaryota, Metazoa, Arthropoda, Malacostraca, Decapoda, Cambaridae. The record is from RefSeq and is a predicted model, not a curated record. Gene Ontology annotation, molecular function: actin filament binding.
GGCUAAGUCAGUACAGGCGGUGGAGCCCACUGGGACGGUCGGGGUGUGCGCGCUCUCCACACCUCCAAUAUCAUAUCUUGCACCAUUUCAACGGUGGGCUCCCACAUCCCCACUAUACACCAGUGUUAAGCGACCAUUUCUUUUGAUGAUAAUAUAAAAUAAGCAACCUAGUCAGUAUAAAAGCCGGCAUUGUCCUCGGAUUACAGAAGUAAAUGUAUUUAAAAUGGUAAUUUAGAUUUUAGGAGGGGGGGGUGUGGCAGUCAAAGUGCUUCAGGAAGAGAAAUUGAAACCAGAACAUAGAUUUCGCUAUGUUGUGCAAGAUGAAGUGGAAGACAUUGCGGUAAACUUGAGUGUUGUAUUGUGCAAGGUGUAGUAAGUACCUGCAAGCCGGCGCUGUAGUAGCUGAAGCAGCUCCUGAGUGAGGUGACGACGGAGGGUGGUCGCACGACGUCAGGAGCGAUGGCUGACGAGGAGCAGCUGAGGAUGAGCCACGCGGGACUGCUGGCCAGGAGCGCCGAGGGCCACGCCGCCAAGGGCAUGAGGAUCAAGGAUCAGGAGGACAUGUGGGUCGAGAUCCAGCACCACACCUUCAGGAACUGGGUGAACGUCCAGCUGAGGGACACGGGCAUCCGCGUGGAGAACCUCUCCGAGGACCUGUGCGACGGCUUGGCCCUGGUCACGCUGGUGGAAGUGCUGCAGAAGCGGCGGCUCCGGAAGGUGAAGCGGGUCUUGAACCAGCACCAGGCGCUGGAGAACGUCACCACCGCCCUCAACGCUAUAGCUGACGACGGUAUCAAGCUUGUUAACAUAGGGAACGUGGACAUCGUGAAGGGCAACCUGAAGCUGAUCCUGGGGUUGAUAUGGUCGCUCAUCAUGCACUACCAGAUCGGCCAGUCCAAGUUCCCACCCAAGAAGCUGAUGCUCGCUUGGCUCAAGGCUGCGCUGCCGGACUGUCGCAUCCAGAACUUUACCUCUGACUGGAACAGCGGAGUGUACCUGAGCGCGCUCCUCGACUACUGUAAACCCGGCCUCUUCACCUCUUGGAGGAACCUCAACCCUCGCAACUCGGUGGAGAACUGCAAGAACGCCAUGGAGAUCGCCAAGGUGGAGUUCAGCAUCCCUAUGGUGCUUGACCCCGAGAUACUGGCCUCGCCCUAUCUGGACGACCUCUCCGGCAUGACCUACCUCUCCUACUUCAUGAAGGAGGGCGGCCCAGGCUACAACUCUACUCUCAAGUGGGUCCAGAGCCAGAUGCCAGACAGGAAAAUCAAGAACUUCACGACUGACUGGAACGAUGGGCUGAACCUGACGAGGCUGGUCAAGCAGCUUGGCGGACCCGUGCCAGGCUAUAAGAACCUCUCCGCAGACCCCAAAAAGUGGGAGUCGAACCUGCAGUUAGGUAUCGACGGGGGCAGGAAGCUCGGGGUGGAGCCGGUGCUGGCUGCGGCCGACAUGGCCAGGCCGGACGUGGAGUCGCUGGCUAACAUGGGCUACAUCGCCUACUACCAGUGGAUCCGGCCCAGGGACUGUCCUGCCGACACCAUCACCGUCAAGUGUGAGCUGGACAACGUGAGGGUCAACAACCCGGUGCCGUUCAAGAUAGACUUCCUGACCAAUGAGGUGGUUGUGAGCGAGAUCGAGGUGCUGGUGAACGGGCCUUCAGGUCCCGUCAGAGUGGACCUCGACCUGUCCCCCAGAGGUGGCAAGGGCAUCUUCAUCCCGGAGGAGGUCGGCAUCUACGAGCUACGGGUGAUUAACGAAGGGGAGGUGGUGGAAGGCUGCCCCAUCACCGUGCGGGCUCUUCCUGACGUCUCCAAGAUCAUGUUCUCCGGCAUCGACCCCUGCGCCCUGGGCUCCAUCGUCGAGGUCCUGAUCAACAGUAACGGGGCUGGCGGAGGGGACAUCGAGGUGACGGCGUACUCCCCGACCAACCGACCUCUGGUGUGUCCCGUCAAGGUUGAGGACGGAGUGUACGCUGCCACCUUCCAGCCAGACGAGGCCGGCCAGUGGUCUAUCGCUGUGUGCUACGACGACGAGCAUAUCCAGGGCUCCCCCUUCACCUGCCACGUCUACGACCCCAACGGACUCAGGCUUGAUGGACUUGAGAAGGGCCCGGGGUGGAGCGCCGGGAAGCCCUUCACCUUCGUGGUGGACGCCACCAACUGUGGCUGGGGCGACGCUAAGGUGGACGUGACGCAGGGCGGCCGCUCCCUGCAGGCCAGGACGCUCGAGGUGGACCGCGGCCUCUACGAAGUCACCUUCACCCCAACGGAGGCUGCCAAACACAAGAUUUAUGCCUAUUUCAACGGCCACGAAGUGAAAGGCUCACCAUUCUCACUGUACCUGGGUAUCGAGAAGCCGCCAGAGAGAAAGGAUUCAAAGUCUAAAAAGAAAAAGUCGUCGAGCAGAGAAAACAAAGAUCCGAAGAACCCCAAGGAGAUCGUCAAGGAAUACACGGGAUCAGCUCUCGUCAACUCUCCCAGGUUGAGCAACCCGGACUCUUCUGAUCCGAACUACAAGUCUACGCUCACUAAGACUUACGACUCGACCCUCAACAAAUCUUACGAUUCGUCUCACAACAAGAGCCAUGAUACGUCCAUUAAUAAGAGUUAUGAAACGUCCAUUAAUAAGAGCUAUGAUUCAUCCACUAAGAAGAGGUAUGAUUCGUCCAUCCAAAAGGUUUAUGAUUCACCUGUCAAGAAGAGCUAUGACUCACCCGUCAAGGUCUAUGACUCGCCCGUCAAGGUCUAUGACUCGCCCGUCAAGGUCUAUGACUCGCCCGUCAAGGUCUAUGACUCGCCCGUCAAAAAGAGCUAUGACUCGCCCGUCAAAAAGAGCUAUGACUCGCCCGUCAAAAAGAGCCAUGACUCGCCCGUCAAAAAGAGUUACGAUACAUCUAUCAACAAAAAUUAUGAGUCUGUUCACAACAAGGUGUACGAGUCGACCGUCAACAGGUCUUACGAUUCAGAUCAGAACAAGAAGUACGACGUAGUGCCUCACAGUACCUAUGACUCGCCUGCCGUUAGGUACGAGUCGACCCCCAACAAAACCUAUGACUCGUCAGUGACGAAAACCAGCAGCAGCACCUACGAUGCCAUCGACAAUAAGUACGUCAAUUUUGAGUCUACAUCUGUCGUUAAUCGAAGCACCGUCUACGACUCGAGUGAGAGAAACGUUGGUGGUGCUUACGAGUCCAGCCCGCCAAGGGUCACCUAUGAGUCCACCCCAAAGAAGACGAGUACUCAUGACUCGAGUCCCCCCAGUCCCUCCAGACUGGACUUGAGCCGCAGCAGAAGCCCCUCUGGCUUCAACUCCAGCUUCAAUACCUCCUCCUCGACGGUCAUCAAUACAGGCAUCACCACGAAGUCCUCCUCGGUUUUCAAGUCUUCCAGUCCGGGCAGACUGUCCUCUCCUGGAGCACGCAAGUCAGCAUCCCCGUCACCGCCCCCUCCCAGGGCCAUUAGGGCCACCAGCCCACCCCAAGUGCCACGAUCUUCGCCAGUGCGGGCCCUCGGCUCCCCUGCACCACCCCCAGACAACCUCACGGGAUUAUCUUCCCCCGCUAAGGUCCUCCAAAUUGCCCAGAACGCUGCCAAGACUUCUGAAGCGAGACGACUAAGGAACCUUCAAGGCUCCUCCAAGCUCAGAACCAGGACCUUAAUCAUCGACAAAGACGAUACCUCUGAUGGAGGGGCGUCGGUUGACGAGUCGCCACCCCACCAGCGCCUCUCCUCCGAGCAAAGGUCAACUUUACUCCAGAGUGACGAGCGUUUCUCCGCCUCCACCCGCAUGCACCCCGCCCCCACGCCCUCCUCCAUGACCGCCAGCAUGCACACCACGCCCUCCUCCAUCACCACCAUCAGGAAGACGGAGGAGAAAUUAACCACAACCGGAGAGCAUCGUGUGACCUCGAGCGUGGGUGAGAGUGGGGGCAGCGCUCCCCUGGGGCUACCACCAGACGGCAGGAGAGGCGCCAGGCCAGACCACACCCACCCUGCCUUCGACCAGUCCCUCACCAUCAGGAGAGACCUCACAGAAACUGGAGAAGUCCUCCUCCACAGAGACGGCGCCCAUCCUAGAAGAGACCACUUCCCUACUGGAAGAGACGACGUCCAUCUUAGAAGAGACACCGUCCAGAACAUGGAAUCUACAACAUACCUGAGCUCCAGCGCCACCUCUGUGGACGUCGUGGACGCCGUCAGCCACCGCCUCCACACCCCUGCUGCCACUCGCCACACCCUCGACCCCUCUAGAGUGUCUGUCAGCGGCCCUGGCGUCAGACUAGUGUCUGUCAGUUCUCAGGCGGAGUUCACCGUGAGCACGCCGCAGCCGCUGCAUCAGGAGGAGGUGAACGUCAGGAUCACAGGUCCUGGGAAGCGGAUGGUUCCGGUGGCGACCAACGACACGUCGGAUGGGGAUGUGAUGGCGGCCUUUACACCCCUCGAGGUCGGGGAGUACCUCGUCGACGUCCGUGUGGGUGACGCCAGGGUCCCCAACAGCCCUUUCAGGUGCUACGUGUACAACUCCCAGGAGAUCCGCGUCGGGGCCAUCCCCAACGGCAUCGUGGGUAGACCCGUCGAGUUCGAGAUCGAUGGAUCAUCAGCUGGGUCGGGCAACCUGGAGAUUCUGGUUAAUGGUGGCCACGUGACCUCGUACGUCAGGAACCUGGGCCAGCAGAGGUUCCUGGCCUCCUUCGUCCCGCACUCCGCCAUCCGUCACACCGUCGAGAUGCGCUUCAACGGGGAGAAGGUCCCUGGGUCGCCGUGGAGCGUGGAGGUGAUGGAGGGCGGCGGGGCGCGCGUGGCGGUGCUCGGGGACACCAUCAAACACUUCCCUGCUGGACAACUCUCAGCCUUUGACAUCUCGGCUGCCAACGUCUCCAAGGAGGACAUUCAGGUCCACAUAGUCAGCCCGGCCAAGCGUCCGGUAUCUUACCAGCUGACGGAGAGCGGCGAGAAUGUGUAUCGCGUAGCGUUCGUGACAACGGAAGUGGGGUCGUAUGUGGUAGACGUGGCUGUGGCCGGGCAGAAGGUGCAGGGUUCGCCCUUCAUCGCUAAGGCAUACGACGCGGGACUCAUCCGGGUGUCCGACGUGCCCAACGGCGUGGUGGGGCAACCCUGCCAGUUCAGAGUGGACGCGUCGCAGGCGGGCGAGGGUCAGCUGGAGAUCAGCAUCAAUGACGGCGAGGUGCCCAACCAUGUUCAGGUGCUGGGCGGCGGCCGCUGCCUGGUCUCCUUCACCCCCGACACUGCCAAGAUCCACACCAUUGACAUCAAGUUCAACGGGGAGACAGUUCGCGGGUGUCCGUUUGAGUGUCGUGUGGCCGACACCUCGCGGGUCAGUCUCACGCUGCGACACCUCGAGCUCAUCCCCGUCGGCCAGCCUGCAGCCUUCAACAUCUCUGUGGACGGCGGCGGCUCCGCCGAGCUCACCGUCACUGUCAAGACACCCAGCCAUACCACGCUGCCAGUGCGUGUGUCUGGCAGCGUGCGAGCAGGGUUCAUAGCAGAGUUCAAGCCAGUGGAGGUGGGUGCCCACACAAUCAUCGUUAACUACAACGAGUCCGCCGUCUCCGGCACCCCCUUCACCUGUAAAGUGUACGAUGCCUCUAAGGUGGGCGUUUCCCACCUGCCUAGAGGUGCAAUCGGCAAGAGCCUUCAGUUUGUAGUGGACGCAUCAGAGGCUGGCGAGGGCAACUUGGAGAUCAGUAUCAGUGCAGCUGGCAGGAAUAUACCCACACAGGUUCACCCUCAGGGUUCAGCCAGGUUCGCGGUGUCUUUUGUGCCUCUGGAAGCCAUUGACCAUUCUAUCAACAUCUCCUUCAACAAAGAGCCAGUCCAAGGCUCUCCGUUUGUAGCCAAGGUGCAGGCAGACCCCAACCGCAUUGUAGUGAGUGGACAGUCGCUAGCAGCCACAGCUGUAGGGAAGACCUCGUUCUUUACCAUCUCCAACGUCACCGGUUCUGUGGAGGAUGUGGAAGUGUCUGUUGAGGGCCCCAAUGGACUCACCGUGGCAUCGCAGAUCCGCGACAACGGCGAUCACACCUUCAGAGUGGAGUUUGCACCUCGCAAUGCUGGCGAGCAUAGAAUCCACGUGGCGUACGGCGGCGAGGAGAUCCCUGGCUCCCCCUUCAGCUGUAAGGUGUACGACGUGUCGGCCAUCAAGGUUCGCCCAGUUGAUCGUGGCAUGGUCGCCAAGCCUGUCACUUUUCUUGUGGAGACGAAUAAUGCUGGACCAGGAAACCUGGAGGUGACUGUCAACAAUGGUCAGGUCCCCACCAGCGCCCAGGCUCAGGGCAAUCAUGUCUACGCCAUUUCCUUCACUCCCAAAGAAGCCAAGCCACAUGUGGUGGAGCUCAAGUUUAACGGGGAGAACGUGCCGGGCUCGCCGUUCUCGUGCGAGGUGGUGGACGUGUCGCGAGUGACGGUGGCUGGCACCGGACUGGAGAAGGUCCCCGUCGACCUGCCGGCAACCUUCACUGUCGACUCUCAGGCAAGUGAGGAGCAGCUGGAGGUGAAGGUGUUGUCUCCGUCCCGCCAAAACCUGGAGCCCCGCGUCUCUACCAACGACGAGGGUAAACUCCUGGUGGAGUACACCCCCACUGAAGUCGGUGACCACAGCGUGGAGGUGCGGGUGGCGGGGAUGUUGGUGCCAGGGUCGCCCUUCCUCGUCAAGGCCUACGACGCCACCAAAGUCAGGGUCACCGAAGUCGCCACGGGUAUCGUCGCUAAGCCCGUCUACUUCUCCAUCGACGCGUCGCAGGCCGGCGCUGGCAACCUGGAGAUCAUCGUGUCGGUGAAUGGUCGCAACGUCCCCAACUACGUCCAGUCUGAAGGUCAUGCCAGGUUCCGGGUGAAUUUCAAGCCCAAGGAGGCCGCCGUCCAUACACUCUCGGUCAAGUUCAAUGGCUUGCCUGUUCCAGGGUCACCGUUCAAGUGUCGUGUGAGUGACAGCAGUCAGGUGGUGGUGUCCGGCGCGGGGCUCAAGAUGUCCUCCCUGGCGCGGGCCGCAGUCAUCACAGUGGACCCGCGCACCGCCGACGUCACCGACUGCCUCGUCCAGGUUACAUCGCCGUCAGGAGCACACGUGCCGGUCAAGCUGUGCGGUGAGCUGCCCAAGAAGAUGACGGCAGAGUUCCAGCCGCUGGAGGUGGGCCCGCACACCAUCAAUGUCAUCAUGGAUGGUGAGAGCGUCGGUGGCUCGCCCUUCACCUGCAACAUCUAUGAUGUCACCAAGGUGCAGGUCACCGGCCUCGACCACUCUAAGGUGAACCGGCCGGUGACGUUUACGGUGGACGCCUCUCAGGCGGGCGAGGGCACGUUGGAGCUGGUAGUGACCACCGCCAAGGCCUCGGUCAGGGCAGAGGUCGCCGCCAGGUCACGUGGUCUUUAUGACGUCACAUUUACCCCACAUGAGCCUAUUCCACACUUCGUCAAUAUCACCUUCAACGAAGAGGAUGUUCUUGGGUCACCCUUCAAGUGUGACGUCCGAGAGCUGGAGCCUCGAGAGGUACGGCACCUACAGCGUAAAGAGAGCCAGAUGGUGACAGCAAAGGGAGACGGACUUAAGCAGGUGGUGACCGGCAGCACGGCGUCCUUCACAGUGGACACCAAGGGUCUUGACGGGGAACUUGACAUCCGUGUCACAGGCCCUGAUGGUGGGCAGGUCCCCGCCAGGCUUGUCAAACUCCGUAGUGGUCUGCAUCGCGCUGAAUACCGGGCCGACCAGGUUGGGUCGUACGGCGUGGCAGUGCUGCAUCAGGGCGCCCCCAUCACCGGCACACCUUACACUGUGGAGGCCGCCGACCCUCGUAGGGUCGCCCUCCAGCCUGCAGGAGACUGCUUCUCUACACACGAGUGUGCACUUAAGGUGGACGCCUCAGGCGCUGGGCGUGGAACACUGUCUGUGGGCGUACGGGCUGCCGGCCAGGAUGUGAAGCACUCCAUCAGGGACCUCGGCGGUGGUCUGUACAAGGUGCUCUUCUACCCCAGGGCUCCCAUACCACACAAGCUGGAUAUACGCUACAAUGGCGUCCCAGUUCAAGGAGGGCCAUUGGAAGUGAGUGUACGUAACCCAGCUACUGGUCAUGCUGUGACAGCCACGGGCAUCGGCCUUCACCAGGCGAGAGUCAACAAGCCCACAUCCUUCGUCAUAGAGACCUUGGGUCAACCUUCAAAGGAGUUCGACGUUCUGAUUACUGGGCCUCAAGACUGGGCUGUUCCAGUUAAGUGUUAUCAACAGAAGGAUGGUAACUUGCUGGCGGAAUAUACUCCACACAUCCCCGGGACGUACAAGAUAGAUGUAAUGUGCUCCACUAAACAUGUCAAGGGCUCACCAUUCCAGUGUACAGCCUACGAUGCUUCCAAAGUGGUGCUAGACCACAGUAAAUUGGUAACUGCUGUUGGUGAACCAUGUUUGUUCAAAUUGGACAAGUCUGAAGCGGGUAUAGCUGAUCUGGAGGUGCAGGUUGUGGCCCCGUCCGGAGUGUUGAUGCCUCUGGAAGUGAAGAGCGGACCAGCGGGUGAGGCUGUUGAGUGGGUUCCUGAUGCCCCAGGACAGUACAGAGUCGCCUUCCUUUACGGUGGGGAAGAGGUGCCGGGAUCACCUCUAACAGUGGAGGUUGGGGAGUCAGGGUUGGCCAGCGUGAAGGGUUCCGGACUUGAUGGCGGCGCUGUCAACACACCGCUCACCUUUAUCAUUGAUGGACGUGGCCUCCUCGGCGAGCCCCACGUUACAGUUGAUGGGCCAGACAGUGUAGCUCGGGUCAACGUUCGUAAGCAGGAUGAAGGCCUUUACCAGGUAACAUAUGUGCCCCAUGAAGUGGGUAUCUUUGACGUGCGUGUCCAGUGGAAUAAGCGAGAUGUUGCAGGCAGCCCUUUCCACCCUAAGAUUGUGGACCCUGCUCGUGUGAGACUCAUUGGUGGGUGGGCAAGCCUACAAGAUGCUGAGGGUCGCCUGGAGUUGACGCCUCGAGAGGAAAAACGGUUGGCCUUUGACGUGAGUGAAGCAGGCCCUGGAAGACUCCGAGGUGAGGUCACCCAUGAUGACCAGUCACUGGAAAUAGGCAUGGACCAAAAUGGUUCCCGAGCACGUCUACUCUUUACCCCGCCAGAUGAAGGUCUUUAUGAACUGCGCUUGUGGUAUGCAGAUUUGCCCCUGCCAGAUAUGCCUGUACAUGGCUGGGCCGAACCAAUAUCCACAGGCGACCACACGAGAGUCACUCUCCGUGGUCACGGCCUGACUGCAGCUCGGUGUGGCGAUCAGUCAGAAUUCAUCAUUGAUGGCUCGGCAGCUGGCCCUGGUGCCCCUGACGUGACCAUGAGUGGCACGAAGACUGACAUAACUGUCUCGCUGACACACCAAGGAGGAGGCCUCUGGCGGGCAGUUUAUACACCAAUUGUGCCUGGUGCUUAUUUACUCAAUGUGAUGUGGUCGGACCGCCAGGUGCGGGGUUGUCCACUCAAGGUCAAUGUAGAGAGUGCAGCAGAUGCCUCAAGAGUAGUGUGCUCGGGCGAGGGCCUCCGACACGGGAUGGUCGGCAGUGAAAUAAAAUCAUUCAUCGACACUCGGCGAGCGGGUCCUGGCGAAUUGACUGUCACUUGCUCAGGGCCUCAGAAGGUGGCUCUGUGUGACCUAGAUGAACACGGAGAUGGCACUUUCACACUCAACAUCAGACCACAGGAGCCUGGACGGCAUGCUCUGAGUGUGAGGUAUGAGGGCGAGCAUGUACCUGGAUCACCCUACACUCUUAAGGUUGCUGGAGCUCCAGACCCAUCUAAGGUUCGUGUUUAUGGCCCUGGUAUUGAGCAUGGAGUGUUGGCGUCAUAUCAGAGCCGCUUCAUUUGUGACACUAGAGGAGCUGGUGCCGGCCAACUCACUGUCAGGAUCAGAGGACCUAAAGGUGCCUUUCGUGUGGAGAUGCAGCGCGAGUCUCAGAAAGAUCGAACUAUUUUGUGUAAGUACGAUCCAACAGAGCCCGGAGACUACCGCAUGGAAGUGAAGUGGUCGGGUGAGCAUGUUCCCGGCAGCCCCUUUAUAGUCAUGAUCUUCGACACUCAGGAUGAACUCAACAGAUAUAUGGCGGGUGGGUACUCUCCCGGUGGACCUGGUGGGGCUCAGAGUGACUACUAUGGCAGUAUCGGCUACGGUACCUAUGGUGCAGUCAGUUUUAGCCAGAUGUCCUGGAGAGGUUCGCAAGCACAGUUGUGAAGGGGGCCAGGGUCCCCGCCGAGCGUCGCCCCUCCCACUAAUGCCCCAUCUAGUAAUGGCUUCCUACCUAGCUCCUCACCAUCUUCUCCUUCACCACCCCGUGCCAUGCUAGCCACCAAUGGCCGAGUACUCCCCACACCUCGACAGGUCAAGGCUCUAGCCUAUGCUCGUCGAAGGAACAGACCCUUAAGUCACGACACGGUUGGUCAUUUUUCCAUGCCACGACCUCCUCUUUCAGCACCACAAAGACCAAUUCCCGUAUACAUGUCGACUUGGGCAUGGCCCCCUUGCCACAACCACUUCACGUCCCUGCCGACCCCAUCGCAUAAGGGUCGCAAGACCCCCCGACGUUCGACGCCCAUGAACGACCCUGCAUAUUCCGGCAUCAGCCUGCACCAGUUCCACCGGUACCGUCUCAUCACCAACAACAACUUAUAGGGUGGUGGACCCUGGUCCCUCCCAACAGGGCUCCUGUAUAUAAACAGGUGCGAGCUUGCUCAGGUUCUUUCUCUUGAACUUUGCAAGGCUCGGUACCCUUCAUACCUAGCCCUGAAACAUGUCCCAAAUGCUGCCGUCAUAGACAUUACCACUGGCCACAUUCAACAGCACACACUACCAUCAUUUAUGCAUCUUUCAUCUCAUUGCUCUACCUGUACAUUAAAUCAACUUAAAAACACUUUAAAGUACGCAUUAUUGACCACAUUUCAUUCUCAUGUCAAAACCAGCAUCAUAAGGAGUGAGCAAGGACACGAGGCAGCCCCUGGGAGCAGGUGUGAGGGCGACGCCUGCCUGCCGUCAUGCUGGGUGACGCCAGGCCAGGCUCGGUUCUCGCCUCAGCCAGCCCCCAUUGUGCCUCAUCACUGGUGCCGCCGCCUAGAUUUUGUUUAUAAUCAUCCUGUAAGAGAUUAGUGUAAAAUAGCCAAAUUCAAGACUUUUGUAAUUUAUAUCCUAAAUUGAAGCAAAUAUUUUUCUUCUCGGCCUUUUAAUAAUUAAAAUUACUUGAUAUUUAUCACACCAUUACCAUGCAUUUGUACUCAUCUAGAAGUCACUAAAUAGCUAUUGUUAAUGUGUUACCGUUAAUUACAAGACUAGAACACAUCAUUAGUGUCACAAUUUCAUACUGGUCCUUACAUAGGUUAUUUAAGUAUCUUAAGUUAUCAGAGAUUGUGAUGUUAUAUCAUUAAUAUAUUUAAUAAUACUACACAAUUUUUAACUAUUUGUAAAUGUUGAAUUAAUAAAAAAUACUAAUGA